GUCAUCGGAAGUAGACGUGAAGGGAUGUCUUUCCGUUUUGUGAUACUUCCGACACGUGUGUUUACUAAAAUGUGGACGACCGAGCCCAAACGGUAUUAUAAAUAGUAUUCCAAACACCGUUCUCGUUUGUUAUCUGGGUGAAACAUGGGGAAGCUGAAUGUAGUCGUGUUGAGAUACUUAUCUCGAGAUGACUUCCGUGUCCUCACAGCGGUGGAGAUGGGAAUGAAAAACCAUGAGAUUGUUCCAGUGAGUCUCGUGUCCUCCAUAGCCAGCCUCAAACAUGGCGGCUGCAACAAGGUCCUCAGAGAGCUUGUUAAACACAAACUUGUGGUCUAUGAACGCUCCAGGGCGGUGCAGGGUUACAGGUUGAACAAUGGAGGAUAUGACUACUUGGCUCUGAAGACCUUGUGCGCCAGAGAAGUUCUCAUUUCAGUUGGCAACCAGAUGGGUGUUGGUAAAGAGUCAGAUAUAUAUAUUGUGGCAAGUCCAAAUGAUGAGCAGUACGCUCUGAAGCUUCACAGAUUGGGUCGUACCUCCUUCAGAAAUCUGAAGAACAAGAGAGAUUACCACCAGCACAGGAAGAACAUGUCCUGGCUAUACCUCUCUCGCCUGUCUGCUAUGAAAGAGUAUGCCUACAUGAAGGCGUUGUAUGAUCGGGGCUUUCCUGUUCCCAAACCGGUGGACUAUAACAGACACGCUGUCGUGAUGGAAUUCAUCAAUGGAUAUCCAUUGUGUCAGGUGCAUGAGCUGCAGGAUCCUCCUGGCCUCUACAAUGAGUUCAUGGAGCUCAUAGUCAAACUGGCCAAUCACGGCCUGAUUCAUGGAGACUUUAACGAGUUCAACCUUAUGCUCGACGACCAGGACCACAUAACUAUGAUUGACUUCCCUCAAAUGGUGUCCACCUCACACGUUAAUGCUGAAUGGUAUUUUGACAGAGAUGUCAAAUGUAUCAGAGAUUUCUUUGCCAAGCGAUACAAUUACGAAAGCGAGCUCUACCCGACCUUCAAAGACAUCAGGCGGUCUUGUUCUCUUGAUGUCGAAGUCUCAGCUAGCGGCUUCACCAAAGAUAUGGAGAGAGAUAGUGCAUUACUACACCCAGCUGGACCGGAGGAGGAGGAUGAUGAUGAGGAGGAGGAGGAGGAUGAUGAUGACGACGACGAUGAUGAAGAGGAAACGGUUGAGGAAGAAGUAGAAGAGGGUGUGGACAUUGAAGAAUACAAGCAUGCCAUUCUGGAACUGGAAGGUCUGAAAGUCAGCGACACAAUGCCAGACAUCCAAAAUGAGGAGAAAAAGCAGGAAGAACAUAAAGAGACUGAGACAACAUCCGCUGCAAGAAGUGAUGAAGAGCCAGAUAAGGACUUAAAAGAAGAGUUGAAUGAGGCAGAGGAUGAGUGUCCGGAGCUGGAAGACCUUUCUACUUCAAACAAAGAAUUUAAACCCUUCAGAGACUCGGACAGUCUUCUCCACAUGGCGGAGCACAGGAGGAUGAGGACGGAUAGUGAGGGUACAGUGGGCAGCAUAGGGAGCUGCAGCACAAUACCACCGGCGGUGGUCCGCGAGAAGGUGCGGAGGCAGCUCACCAAACAGCAGAAGGCUGCACAGAGGAGACGUCUGCAAAAAGGAGAAGCCAACUUGGUGACCAAAUCCAGGAGAGAGAACCAAAGCAACAUCAAGUCUAGCAUGGAUGAUGCCUCCUUCUGGGGAUAACUGCAGAGAUGUUUUUUUUUUUUUCUAGUGAACGAGCAUGAUGUCUCUGCUCCUUUUUUCCUAAGAGUGGAAAAUGCAUGAUAGCUGAUGAGGAAAUUCGAGAGUCUCUCUGCAACACCUCAACUGCUCUGUAUCUGUGUGAAACACAAGGAAUGAGUGAAAAACAUUCAGCACAUCGAGCAGAAAACCAUUUUCCUAUGUGGAUUGUAACUAUCAACUUGCAGUGCAGUUUAAAUGUGGAGUGCUUAUGUGGCGGUUUGAUAAUUAAACCUUUUGAAUUA
This is a messenger RNA of Pungitius pungitius (ninespine stickleback), 1988 nucleotides long. RefSeq names its product RIO kinase 2 (yeast) (gene riok2). Gene Ontology annotation, biological process: maturation of SSU-rRNA; protein phosphorylation. The transcript has 10 exons. The record is from RefSeq and is a predicted model, not a curated record. Bases 145 to 1707 code for a protein of 520 amino acids. Gene Ontology annotation, molecular function: ATP binding; protein serine/threonine kinase activity. Gene Ontology annotation, cellular component: preribosome, small subunit precursor; nucleus; cytosol. Lineage: Eukaryota; Metazoa; Chordata; Actinopteri; Perciformes; Gasterosteidae.